Messenger RNA from Dinoponera quadriceps, 3590 nucleotides. RefSeq names its product kinesin-like protein KIF3B (gene Klp68D). The record is from RefSeq and is a predicted model, not a curated record. The coding region runs from base 1095 to 3293 and encodes 732 amino acids. Gene Ontology annotation, molecular function: ATP binding; microtubule binding; microtubule motor activity. The transcript is spliced from 2 exons. Lineage: Eukaryota; Metazoa; Arthropoda; Insecta; Hymenoptera; Formicidae. Gene Ontology annotation, biological process: microtubule-based movement.
UGACCCUUGAUCCUUAACCCUGCAGAACGGAUGUACCGUACAGUGCCUCUCUUUCGUUCCUCUGUCUCUCUUUCUCUUCGUGUCUCUGCGGAGAAAAACAUUUCCGUGUGACUCCGCUUUCUUUCGAAAAGUUUAAACGAUACACCGAGGAACACGAGACGGGAGAGUUCUGAGAGAGAGAGAAAAUAAAUGUGAAUUAUUUCACGCACACGGACUUCCGGGUGUUUUGCGUAAUUUUAUGUAACCUGGUUUCCAUCGGAAGGUGCGAACGAUGGGCUGAGAACGGGUGGAAAUUCCGAAAGGUACCGACCUUGACAUCAUCACGCGCACGUCUCUCUUCACGUUCACGCGCUGUGACCUGGGGGAAAAAAAACAUGGAUUAUUUCGCAUGAGCGAAUUUUUCCGCGCAUUCCCGCGCGUAGCUUUCCGUUUCCCUUUGAAAAGCACGAGUGGGCAGAUUGGGAAACGAGUGGACGUUCGGAGAGACCUCAGCCUUGAUAUCACCCGCAUGUUGUUCAGACUUUUUUUUUUUUAUCAUAGCGAUGACGUUACGUAGGUAUUAUGUGGGAGAGACGCGUUCGAAAUUAUUGACCGGUUGGAAAAAAGUGUAUGUAUAUAAUUUGAUUGACGAAAGAUAUUCCUCGCAGAGCCGACGACUACCGGCUCCGAGGAAAUAAAUAUUUUAUCUCUCGUGUAUCAUUUACUUAUUCUGUUCUGCUUCAUCCGAUAUCUCCCGGCGAGCCUUUCGGUCACGGUGACUAAACCGUUGGGAAAUCACCUCGGCGUUACCUCGAUCGGCGCUGUUCGCAAAAAAAGGACACGUCAUUGAAAUAACCAUCGAGAUACCGAAACUUCAUACGAGUGUCACUUUAAACUAGCCCGAGUCUGUUCACGUGGGACGUUUAAACCUCUGUCGAACAAGGAUCGCGGAUUCAAGAUCGGAAUUUGACCGGUCAUCGGGGCAGAGCGAGAGCCGAAAUCGAAAUUAUUCGAUUCGUCGAAUUCCAGUCUCCAAUCCGUAAUCCUCAAUCUCCAGUACUGUGUGUAGACGAGGAAGAGAGAGAGAGAGAGCCGUGUGCAUUCGGGACUCCGGCAUGGAGAAGCAGCUGGACAACCAACAGAAGACCUGGAGGAAGAAGGGCAUGAAGUCGAGCAGCGCGAGCGUCACCGAGGUGGCGACGCAGUGCGUGCAGGUGGUGGUGCGGUGCCGGCCGAUGGACGAGCGGGAGACCAGCCGCGGCUACACCCGGGUGGUCGACGUGAUCCCGUCCAGGGGUGUGGUCGAGGUGCGGCAUCCGCGCGACGACCCGUCCAGCGAGACCGUCAAGGUGUUCACCUUCGACGCGGUGUACGACUGGCACUCGAGCCAGCAGGAGUUGUACGAGGAGACGGUGCGGCCGUUGGUGUCCUCGAUCCUCGACGGCUUUAACGGCACUAUCUUCGCGUACGGGCAGACCGGCACCGGCAAGACCUACACGAUGGAGGGCACGAAGACGGACCACGAGAGACGCGGCGUCAUUCCGCGCUCCUUCGAGCACAUCUUCAAUCACAUCGGUAGAUCGGAGAACAUGCAGUACCUGGUCAGGGCGAGCUACCUGGAGAUCUACCAGGAGGAGAUACGCGACCUUCUGCACCCGGACCAGAGCCUGCGCUUCGAGCUGAAGGAGAAACCGGACAUCGGGGUGUUCGUGAAGGACCUGUCGAGCGCCGUGUGCAAGAGCGCCGCGGAGAUCCAGCAGCUGAUGAACGUCGGCAAUCAGAACCGGACGAUCGGCGCGACCAACAUGAACGAGCACAGCUCGCGUUCCCACGCGAUUUUCAUGAUCACGAUUGAGAUGGGCGGGAUCGGCGACACCGGCGGCAUCCGGGUGGGCCGAUUGAACCUGGUCGACCUCGCCGGCAGCGAGCGGCAGAGCAAAACCGGCGCUUCCGGCGAGAGACUGAAGGAGGCGAGCAAGAUCAACCUGAGCCUGUCGGCAUUGGGCAACGUCAUCUCGGCAUUGGUGGACGGUAAAACGACGCACGUGCCGUACCGGGACUCCAAGCUGACGAGGCUUCUGCAGGACUCCCUCGGCGGCAACUCCAAGACGAUCAUGGUGGCGAACAUCGGGCCGGCCAGCUACAAUUACGACGAGACCCUGACGACCCUGCGCUACGCGAACCGCGCGAAGAACAUCAAGAACAAGCCGAGGAUAAACGAGGACCCGAAGGACGCGCUGCUGCGGCAAUACCAGGAGGAGAUCGGCCGGCUGAAGGAGAAGCUCGCGCAGAGGGGCGUCGUGCAGAAGAAGAAGAGGAGGUCGAGGAGGAAGAAGGAGGACGAGGCGAUCGACUCGGAGUCCGAGGAGACGGAGGACAGCCGGGGCGAGGAGAACAACAAGGCGGCCGGGACCGACAAGAAGCUGAUCGCGGAACAGCUGCGGGCCGAGAAGCAGGAGACCGAGAACCUCGUGCAGCGCAUCAAGGACCUCGAGAGCAAGAUGCUGUGCGGCGGCAAGAACAUCAUCGACCACACGAACGAGCAGCAACGGGCGCUCGAGCAGAAGGCGGCCGAGAUCGCGGAGCGCAAGAGACGCGAGGUCGAGAUGCAGCAGAAGCUCGAGGACGAAGAACUGACGAUGGUGGGGGUGCGGGAGACCUACACGACGUUGCAGCAAGAGGUGGACGUGAAGUCGCGCAAGCUGCGCAAGUGCUUCACCAAGCUGCAGGCGCUGAAGCAGGAGCUGGAGGACGUCACCAGCGACUACAACCGGGACAGGCGCGACCUCGAGCAGGAGCAGCACGAGCUGAUGAAGGAGCUCAAGCUCAAGUACCUCAUCAUCGAGAACUUCAUCCCGGAGGAGGAGAAGACCAAGAUCCUCUCCAGGAUCCAUCUGGACGAGGAGGAGGACUGCUGGGUGGUGAAGGAACCGGACCCGUCCGGCGUCGACAUCAUCAGACGGCCGACCUCCCUGCCGGGGACGCGCCGACCGGUCUCGGAGUACGCGCGGAUCGCCCUCGCGAUGGGACGGGGCUGCCGGUAUGCCGGCGAGAACAUCCUCAACCUGGACCUCGACAUGCCGGCGCGCACCACCCUGGAUUAUCAAGGGCCGGCGAUCGCGCCCACGAUUCAGGCCGUCCUCGAGGAGGCGCUGCGCGACGAGGGCGACAUCGAUGUGGACGCGUCGAGCACGAGGCUACGGGCCAAGCCGCGGCUGCAGUCGGCGACGCGGGUCAGGCCGAAGAGCGUCGCCAAGGUGCAGCAGAUCCCGGCGCCGGUUUACCCCAAGACGAGAGGCCUCGUACCGAAGUAAAAAGAAAACGCGAUCAAACCCCGACCACACGCUUCUCCUUUCUUCGUUCUUCACGGGAGAUGUACAUAUUGUAUUGAACGGCGUGUGCCCUAGUGCUUUAUUUAAAUGUUCGCGGAUAUUCGGCAGCCGACACGCCGGGACGAGAGAGAGAGAGAGAGAGAGGGCGGACGCGUCUUUGUAAUUCUCUAGUCAUUGUGCAAUGCGUUAACACACAUACACACACACACGAUUAUCGCUACGUCGGGCAUGUAACUGUUGUGAUAAUAUAACGUGAAAUAGAUCCUCCCUUCGGUUUUC